This is a messenger RNA of Cladocopium goreaui, 1662 nucleotides long. Lineage: Eukaryota; Dinophyceae; Suessiales; Symbiodiniaceae. The record is from the annotation of a GenBank genome assembly.
AUGUCGGCACUGCUUCGCCUGAAGGCCAUGCUUCUCCGCUGCUUCGCCCCGCUUCUGAUCCUGGCACUUGGCGAUGAGUCAGAGCUGCCCUUGAGCACUGACGACCAUUGCGAUGCCAGUGAAAGUUGUGCACUGCAGGCACUUCAACAUCACGCCAGCAAGAGUGUGGCGCAGGUGGCCGAUGCCGCGGAUCGCGAUGCCGCGGAUCGCACAGUGGAUCACAGCAUGAAGGCCGAAGCGAUCCGCGUGGAGAGAACUGAGAGCAAGUUCUCCAAGCGGUCGACCUCUUUCUUUGACUGCAACAAGGACACCGGGGGCACCUGUUCCUGGUUCGGCUGCUCCAAGUCGCGGGGAGCUGAUUGCAAAGAUGGAAAAUGCCAAUGCGGCCCCAAUCUUUGUGCCAGAAAUGGGAAGUGCCAAAUCGCUGAGGGCUGGAAGAUGGCCAGCACCACGAUGCAAGAGCGGGACACCGGCGGCAGCUGUCGCUUCUUCGCGUGUGAUGCUUCCCGUGGACCGACUCAUUGCGACCGGAAUCAGGGCUACAAGUGUUUUUGUGCUGAGGGCUUCUAUUCGAGCAAAGGUACCUGCAUCCCGAAGUUGGUGCAGACCAACAAGCCUCCAGAGGGCGGGCUUUCCAAUCAGCCUUUCGAUUGGACCAAAGUGGAUUGGACUAAAAUCUUUCAAAACAAUGGCUGGGGCGCCACGACUGAUUGGUCCAAGAUUGAUUGGAACAAAAUCUACGGCGGCGCUGGAACACCUGGCAAUCCACUCGGAGCAGGUUAUGGCUAUGGUUUGCCCUAUGGCCAGCCUGGCGCCUCCAUUCCGCCCUACGCCCCACCGCCACUUGGGGAAAUCGGCGCUGGGAUCCAGGAGCCCCUAUGCUUACGCCAACCCCUAUGGCGUGCCAUACUGGAGAUGACCGCUCAGAGGAGCGGAGCUUUUGGCUGCUCGCUUCUGAAGGGCUUGAGCAGAGGUGGUGUAAGCUGGGCUUUGGGCCCCUACGACCGCCGUGACAAGGUCAUUGUGGCCAACUGCUCGCCCGCAGAAAUUUGCGUCCAGGAGACAAUCUCCACGCUGAAGUUUGCUGCGCGGGCAAAGCACAUCCGUUGCAGCGUGGUACGCAACGAGGCCUUCAGUGGAACAGUCGAAAGCCUCAUGGAGGAGGUGAAGUUCAUGAGAAAGAAGCUGGCCAGUUUGAGUGGUCAUAGCUUUGACAAGUCAACUUUGCUAUCUGAUGGGCCGACCAAUGAGGAACCAGAGGCUGAAGAUUCUGGAGAGGAUUUGGACACCCAACAGCAAGUGGCGCGAUUGGAGGUACUUUUGUCUGCAGCCCUCGAACGGGAGCAACAGGCAGAUCAACGGCAACAUCGCUUGCAACGCCUGGCCAAGUUUCUUGAGGACCUGGACUUCCGGAAGUGCAGUGGUUGGCGCAAGCUCUACAAGGACUACGCGUCGCAGCUGCAACAGGUUCAGGCUUCGGCCAUCACAGAUGACGAUGAGGUGCAGGAACUUUCCUCCAAGUUGGUUGGUUUUGCGGCCUUGUUGGGGAAUCUCGUUCAGGGAGCGCGGGUUGAAGAUGGUGAAGAGAUGACAGAAUCCACGGGGUCCACAGAGACUCCGCCGGUCACCUCAAUGACUGGGCCACGACUUGGGAUCUGUUGA